AUGGACGGUUACUCUUUUGACACGUAAGUCACUAGUCUGUCCAACGGAGUUGCUCGGCGCGGCUCGUCACGUAUCGCCCCACUUGAGGCUCUGCGCGAGCCCACUGGACCGUGAUCAUUGUUCUGUAAGGGCCAGCUAGCCAAGACCUUCCCUUCAGCGCUAUGUCCCUUCCUUCCCAUUCAAUCUCUGGCUCAAAAAGGUUACUUACACCCUCCAUACGUCCCACAGGCAAGCCAUUCACGCCGGGAUCGACAUCGAGAACCGCCCCUUCAACACGGUAGCCCCGCCCCUGUUUCCCUCGGCGCCCUUCUCGUUCACCGAUGCCCAGCAUAUCAAAGACAUCAUGGCGCAAAAAACCAAGGCUUUCAUCUAGUCGCGCGUCAACAAUCCGACCGUCGACCCCCUCGAGAAACGUUUGACCGCUUUGAAAGGAGGCAUCGCGGCGAUUGCGACUAGUUCAGGAAGCUCGGCGAUUUUGACCCACGCUUUGUCCUUGUGCAAGAGGGGGGACGAGGUUGUGUUGCCUUACAAGCUCUACGGCGGGACGAAUCAUGCGUUCAGGAUUGGUACCCACGAUUGGGCAUCAAAGGUGGGUUACAUCAGAUAUUUGAAUUAUCGGUAUGAUUUUCUGACCUUCGACUCCUCACUCUGCAAAAUUUCGUCUACCACAGGGGUGUUCGUCGACUCAGCAGACCCAAAGGACUUCGAAUCCGAACUCAAAGACAGCAGUAAGUCCCGAUUGUUCCUUUUAGCUUCGUUCGCAACGCUCAAUGUUUGCUGGCAAAGUUAGCUUUCGCUCAGCUGAUUCUGGGUGGAGCCUUUACAGCACUGCGGGCCAAUGGCUGCGAGUUUGCUCGCCAUCGUGCGCCAGAGUUGAAGCGUUCGCUCAGAGACUGCUCGGUAGAGCUGUGUGUGCCUACUAGCUUGUGGUCAAGCUGCGCAUGGAGACCGUGAGUCUGGUCGUGUUUGAGGCCUAAAAAUAUGGUGAACCAGACGGUGUAUAUUGCUCUUGACAGAUACGAGAAUCGGGGGCUUGUCUCUCCCCGUUUGCUGCUUGGCAGAUCCUUCAAGGCAUCGAAACCCUGGGCGUCCGCAUGGAACGCCACACCAGGAAUGCUCUUGCUCUCGCGCAGUGGCUCCAGCAGCAGGACACGGUCGAAUCGGUACCCCAUCCAGGUUUUUCUCACCACCCGACCUACGAAGUCGCUCAACUUCUCAUGCCCAAGGGUUCUGGCGGUAUGGUCUUGUUUGCGAUGAAGUAUGACUUGAAGGGUGACCGGACGAGCCAUCGUUGAUACCACCAAGCUUGCCUACCAUUGCGGUACGUGAGGUUUAUUUACUGGUUUUCGGGUAUCACAUCUACGCUCACGUGCCUCACGUUUACAGGCAAUGUGGGAUGUGCGCACGCUCGUUAUCAACCCAGCGUUUUCCAUUCAAAGCCAGUGAGUGGAAAUCGUCAGAAUUGGAUCGUCCAGAGGCCCAAGCUGAGCGCCGAACUUUCUUCGCACAGACUUUCGAAAGACACGUUGAUCCAGAACGGGUCUCCGGACAAUGUUGUCCGAGUGAGUGUCGGAUUGAAAGACAUCCAGUACAUCAUUCACGGUAGGUGGCACGGUAUAAAAUUCGUCGCACCUCUGAAGCUGAGUGAGUCCCUGUCCCUCUUGCGGUGGCAGACUUUGCACAAGCCAUAG
Molecule: messenger RNA, 1691 nt
Organism: Microbotryum saponariae
Lineage: Eukaryota; Fungi; Basidiomycota; Microbotryomycetes; Microbotryales; Microbotryaceae
Source: the annotation of a GenBank genome assembly